AUGUGUGACUGUCUGUCUAAACAGGAGGAGCUGGAGCAUGAUGACUACUGCUCCGUGUGUAAGGAGGACGGAGAGCUGCAGCUCUGCCACAACUGCCCUAGAGCCUACCACCCUGACUGCCUGCACCCCCCUCUCAAAACCCCCCCCCGGGGGGUCUGGGUCUGCCCCAAGUGCCAGAAGAAGGUGAGAAGCUACAGAGUGGAGGGGGAAAUACAUCUGGUUGGGGUAGAAUGGGUACUUUGGAAUGCUGCAAUGACAUCUAAUGACUGUAACAAAACUACUGAAUGACAUCUAAUGACUGUAACAAAACUACUGAAUGACAUCUAAUGACUGUAACAAAACUACUGAAUGACAUCUAAUGACUGUAACAAAACUACUGAAUGACAUCUAAUGACUGUAACAAAACUACUGAAUGACAUCUAAUGACUGUAACAAAACUACUUUAUGACAUCUAAUGACUACAGCAAAACUACUGAAUGUAGUAUAUGAAGGGAAGGCAACGUUGUCCUCCAUUUUCUAAACGUGUAUUCUCCCUCCUCCUGAAGGUUCUGAACAAAGAGAACAUGUCGUGGCCACAGAACUUUGUACAGUCCUACGUUACACACAAGACGGGUGAGAAUGGACACCUUUACUUAGCUGGCAUGUGUUAUUCUGUGUUAAUAAUAGGUGUAUUGUGUGUUAAUAAUAGGUGUGUGUUAAUAAUAGGUGUGUGUUAAUAAUAGGUGUGUAUUGUGUGUGUGUUUAGUGAGAGAGGGGGAGAAGAGGAGUCUGGUAAUAAUAGGUGUGUAUUGUGUGUGUUUAGUGAGAGAGGGGGAGAAGAGGAGUGUGUUAAUAAUAGGGGUGUGUGUGUUUAGUGAGAGAGGGGGAGAAGAGGAGUCUGGUAAUAAUAGGUGUGUAUUGUGUGUGUUUAGUGAGAGAGGGGGAGAAGAGGAGUCUGCUCAGGAGGAACGUGGAGCUGAAGAAGGAGUGUGCUCACCUGGAGGAACAGGACCAAAAACUCAGCAAGUCCCUCACGGUAUGACCUCUGACCUCUGAUCUCUUACCCCUGACCCUCAACACACAUGUACCCUAGACUAGGUUGAUCCCUCACCCAUACCUAGAAUGUGGUUUUACCACACUGCAAGUUUGAUUGAAUUACAGCAGAGAUACUGUAUAUAAUGUUGAGAUGGUCUCCACCCUGAAAAUGGGAGGCGCUGACCCAAAGGCGGGAAGGCAGGUGGUCUGCUUAUCGGUCUGCUUAUCGCUGUAUUCCCGCAUUGACAGAUUUUGAUGGGAGUGAACCCUCUCGCUUCGCCUCUUCCUCUCUGAUUACAGUCUUAGAACAUAGGGAUUUCCAUUGAUCAGGAUCUCAACAGUGAAGUAUACUACUACUAACUAGCCAGAAGGAUCUCAACAGUGAAGUAUACUACUACUAACUAGCCAGAAGGAUCUCAACAGUGAAGUAUACUACUACUAACUAGCCAGAAGGAUCUCAACAGUGAAGUAUACUACUACUAACUAGUCAGAAGGAUCUCAACAGUGAAGUAUACUACUACUAACUAGCCAGAAGGAGCUCAACAGUGAAGUAUACUACUACUAACUAGCCAGAAGGAUCUCAACAGUGAAGUAUACUACUACUAACUAGCCAGAAGGAUCUCAACAGUGAAGUAUACUACUACUAACAAGCCAGAAGGAUCUCAACAGUGAAGUAUACUACUACUAACUAGUCAGAAGGAUCUCAACAGUGAAGUAUACUACUACUAACUAGCCAGAAGGAGCUCAACAGUGAAGUAUACUACUACUAACUAGCCAGAAGGAACUCAACAGUGAAGUAUACUACUACUAACUAGCCAGAAGGAUCUCAACAGUGAAGUAUACUACUACUAACUAGCCAGAAGGAUCUCAACAGUGAAGUAUACUACUACUAACUAGCCAGAAGGAUCUCAACAGUGAAGUAUACUAUUACUAACUAGACAGAAGGAUCUCAACAGUGAAGUAUACUACUACUAACUAGCCAGAAGGAUCUCAACAGUGAAGUAUACUACUACUAACUAGCCAGAAGGUUCUCAACAGUGAAGUAUACUACUACUAACUAGCCAGAAUGAUCUCAACAGUGAAGUAUACUCCUACUAACUAGCCGGAAGGAUCUCAACAGUGAAGUAUACUACUACUAACUAGCCAGAAGGAGCUCAACAGUGAAGUAUACUACUACUAACUAGUUAGAAGGAUCUCAACAGUGAAGUGAAGUAUACUACUACUAACUAGCCAGAAGGAUCUCAACAGUGAAGUAUACUACUACUAACUAGUCAGAAGGAGCUCAACAGUGAAGUAUACUACUACUAACUAGCCAGAAGGAUCUCAACAGUGAAGUAUACUACUACUAACUAGCCAGAAGGAUCUCAACAGUGAAGUAUACUACUACUAACUAGUCAGAAGGAUCUCAACAGUGAAGUAUACUACUACUAACUAGCCAGAAGGAUCUCAACAGUGAAGUGAAGUAUACUACUACUAACUAGCCAGAAGGUUCUCAACAGUGAAGUAUACUACUACUAACUAGCCAGAAUGAUCUCAACAGUGAAGUAUACUCCUACUAACUAGCCGGAAGGAUCUCAACAGUGAAGUAUACUACUACUAACUAGCCAGAAGGAUCUCAACAGUGAAGUAUACUACUACUAACUAGCCAGAAGGAUCUCAACAGUGAAGUAUACUACUACUAACUAGCCAGAAGGUUCUCAACAGUGAAGUAUACUACUACUAACUAGCCAGAAUGAUCUCAACAGUGAAGUAUAUUACUACUAACUAGCCAGAAUGAUCUCAACAGUGAAGUAUACUACUACUAACUAGCCAGAAUGAUCUCAACAGUGAAGUAUACUACUACUAACUAGCCAGAAUGAUCUCAACAGUGAAGUAUAAUACUACUAAAUAGCCAGAAGGAUCUCAACAGUGAAGUAUACUACUACUAACUAGCCAGAAGGAGCUCAACAGUGAAGUAUACUACUACUAACUAGCCAGAAGGAUCUCAACAGUGAAGUAUACUACUACUAACUAGUCAGAAGGAGCUCAACAGUGAAGUAUACUACUACUAACUAGCCAGAAGGAUCUCAACAGUGAAGUAUACUACUACUAACUAGCCAGAAGGAUCUCAACAGUGAAGUAUACUACUACUAACUAGCCAGAAGGAUCUCAACAGUGAAGUAUACUACUACUAACUAGCCAGUAGGAUCUCAACAGUGAAGUAUACUACUACUAACUAGCCAGAAGGUUCUCAACAGUGAAGUAUACUACUACUAACUAGCCAGAAUGAUCUCAACAGUGAAGUGAAGUAUACUACUACUAACUAGCCAGAAGGAUCUCAACAGUGAAGUAUACUACUACUAACUAGCCAGAAGGAUCUCAACAGUGAAGUAUACUACUACUAACUAGCCAGAAGGUUCUCAACAGUGAAGUAUACUACUACUAACUAGCCAGAAGGAUCUCAACAGUGAAGUAUACUACUACUAACUAGCCAGAAGGAUCUCAACAGUGACAUAUACUGCUACUAACUAGCCAGAAGGAUCUCAACAGUGAAGUGAAGUAUACUACUACUAACUAGCCAGAAGGAUCUCAACAGUGAAGUAUACUACUACUAACUAGCCAGAAGGAUCUCAACAGUGAAGUAUACUACUACUAACUAGCCAGAAGGAUCUCAACAGUGAAGUAUACUACUACUAACUAGCCAGAAGUCUUCCACGGUACUUAGAAAUGUUUAUGUUUCUGUGUCUCUGUCCCAGCAGAAGGUGAUGGACGUGCGGGAGCGUCUGAUUGGUCAGCAGAGGGACACCCAGUCCUCCCUGGAGCGUCUCAAGGCUCUGAUUCGUCUGAUCCAAAGAGACCAGAUGAUCCAGGUUACCAUGACAGCCACCACCACCACCACCGGAGCGUCCCUGCUCUCCCUGCCCUGGAUCAAACCCUCCGGCAGCCCCAAUGCACACACAGCGCCCCCUGCUGGACCGUCUAUGCUACUGCAGCAGAAGAGUCUGGCCGUGCCACAGUCUCAGAGCCAGACCCGGGGCAACAACUGAGCUCUUGUAGCACCAUUCCAGCCCACCAGGGGGCACAGUUCACAGUUCAAAGGGUGCGCCACCAAAAUGGCACUUUAUCCCCUAUAUAGUGCAUUGCU
Messenger RNA from Coregonus sp. 'balchen', 4138 nucleotides. The record is from the annotation of a GenBank genome assembly. NCBI's taxonomy places the organism in Eukaryota, Metazoa, Chordata, Actinopteri, Salmoniformes, Salmonidae.